Messenger RNA from Aegilops tauschii subsp. strangulata, 687 nucleotides. NCBI's taxonomy places the organism in Eukaryota, Viridiplantae, Streptophyta, Magnoliopsida, Poales, Poaceae. The record is from RefSeq and is a predicted model, not a curated record.
AUGGUGUCAUGGAGUGAUGGGUCGGAUAGCAGCGAGCACACCUUGGAGUACAUGAGCUCAGCUUCCGACGACGGCACCAUUAAGGUUCCUGCUAGCAUUGAAGACUCAGAUUUCGAGGGCCCCGAGACUGAAUUGCAUGUUUUGUGCCAUGGACACGGGAAGGCAUCAGAGAGGCGUGUUGCUUUCGAAGGAAUUCACACUGGCAGGAGGUUUCUUUGUUGCGCAGAGAAGGAAGGUAAAAACUGUGGACUAGUAGAAUGGAUUGAUCCAUCUUGGCCCAAUACCCUUGAGAAUGCAUUAUCCAAGUUAUGGUUUAUGUAUGAACAGAGUAAGAGAGACAGGACUGAGGACAAUCUGAUGAAUUACUUUGAUGUUCAUAACCUGACACAAGAGAAGAAGAAGUUGCAAGCCAGCUAUGAGAAGCUAGUUGAAGAUGUGAAUGGACUUUUGGAUGCUCAGGAAAGGAGGGCAGAGGUAGAAAGGAAAGAUCUUGAAAGUAGCAAGAUUCAGGAGAAGUAUGACAUGGUUAAGAACCUAGCAGCUGCUCAAGCAAAUGUCAUUAGGAACAUGAAGCUCAAGCUAGCUGAAGAGAGGAAGAACUUACAGAUCCACAUUGAUGAGCUCCAGAAGACAGUUGAAGAGAGCAAUGUGAAGCUGGAGGGGAUCAAGGCCAUCAUAAAUGGAUAA